Molecule: messenger RNA, 1540 nt
Organism: Triticum aestivum (bread wheat)
Lineage: Eukaryota; Viridiplantae; Streptophyta; Magnoliopsida; Poales; Poaceae
Product: transcription factor bHLH167-like
Exons: 2
Coding region: 1-615 (204 amino acids)
Biological process (GO): regulation of transcription by RNA polymerase II
Cellular component (GO): RNA polymerase II transcription regulator complex
Molecular function (GO): RNA polymerase II transcription regulatory region sequence-specific DNA binding; DNA-binding transcription factor activity, RNA polymerase II-specific
Source: RefSeq, a predicted model, not a curated record
AUGGAAACAGAGGAUGGCAGUCUCUUCUUCCCCGGCUCGACUGCCUCGUCACAUCGACCCAGCAGAUGGGGCCCACAUCCACUAAAAGCACAAGAUUGUUUGUGUGUGCGCAAAUUCAUCAAUUCGCAUGGUCUGACGACGACGGCUUUGGUUGUGUCUGUGCAGGACGCGGCGACGCAGCUGGAUCAGCUGGACAGCGCGACGGCCUACAUCAAGCAGCUCAAGGCCCGCAUCGACCACCUCAAGCGCCGCAAGCAGGCCGUCUUCUCUGGCGGCACCGCUGGCUGCUCAUCUUCAGUCUCCGCCGGCGACUACAAGGCACAGACGGCCGCCCUGCCGGUGAUCGAGGUUCGGCACCAGGACGGAACGCUGGACGUGGCGCUGGCGAGCGAGGCCGGGCGGCCGUUCCGGCUGCACCAGGUGAUCGCCGUGCUGGAGCAGGAGGGCGCCGAGGUGGUCAGCGCCAGCUUCUCCGUCGUCGGCGAUAAGAUCUUCUACACGCUCCACGCCCAGGCGCUCUGCCCCCGCAUCGGCCUCGAGGCCGGCCGCGCCGCCCACCGGCUCCGCAGCCUCGCCGCAGCAGCCGCCGUCUCGUCGUCGGUCCUCCUCACAUGAUCUCUCUCUUUGUUGCUUUUUCAUCAGUCGCGGCAGCUUAGCUUAGCUUCGUACUGCUCUACUUUGCUCGUGAGUGAGCUUCAGGUUUGUUUGAAAUCUACUAGUGUAGCCAUGUAGUACCUGCAUAUCUCCUCCUUUGUGAAGAUGUGAGAUAUUUUACAAACAGUAACCAGUCAUGCUUUAAAUUUGCUACGCUGCUUUCGAAUCUAUCAUAUUUCAAUCCCUAGAUCCAUACAAAGCGUGUAAAAUAAAGAGUGAAUUCCGGUUUUUACCCCCUAUUUUGACUUUUUUGACACUAAUUACCCCAUUUAGCGGGAUUUCAUCCGUUUUACCCCAUUUAGCACAAGUGUUGCCACAAUUUACCCUCUUUUAAAUUUUGCGUGCGUUCUGACCUACGGGUCACAAUUUGUCAGGUCUAGCUGGCAUGCCACGUCAACGGGUUUUUUCUGUCUAUUUUUUUCCCUACUAAACUCAUUUCCGGUUUGAAGUAUUCUGAUGGGACGAUUGUACUUGAUCAGCAUGUCAUAUUACCAUUGAAUAAAUUAUAGGAGAAAUUGUUACCAAUAUAAUCUAAAAUCAUGUAUGUUUUUCUUCAGUUAUCAUAUAUGGCCUUAAGUAUGGAUGGUUCUGUAGAUUAGAUUAAAGUGGUGUAAAUAUACUACUUUACUAACUCUGAUGCACCUACAUAUCUAAAUAUCUAGGUAGCAAAUAUGUUGACUGAAGAGUAUGUGUUGUUACUUGCUAGCUGUAAAGGAAGUUUGGAUCUUUGUAUCUUAUGAUGCAUGCUGAAACGUGUUCGUUCACCGUAUUAGAGUAUAUUAUGAUUGCAGCCACUAAUUCAUUUUUCUUUUUCUUGCACAAAGCGGAUGGCAACGGAGAUGUAGAGUGUUAGGCAUAUUUUACAUGUCUGUAGAUAAAAGAAUCU